AUGUCUCAAGGUAAUGUUGAACGACCACCUGAUGAUGGUAAAUCACCAUUGAAUGAUACUGAAGCAUCAUUAGAUGAUACUGAAGUACCGCCUGAUGAUAUUAACUCACCAUCAAAUGAUAUAGAAGCACCAUUAAAUGAUACUGAAGGACCACCUGAUGAUGUUAAAUCACCAUCAAAUGAUUCUGAAGCACCACAUAAUGAUGUUAAAUCAUCAUCAAAUGAUGCAGAAGCAGCACCAAAUGAUACUGAACCACCACGUAAUGAUGCUAAAGCACCAUCAAAUGAUACUGAAGCACCAUUAAAUGAUACAGAAGCGCCACCUAGUGAUGUUAAAUCACUAUCAAAUGAUUCUGAAGUACCACCUGAUGAUGUUGAACCGUCACAAAGUCAUGUUGAAGCAUUAUCAAGUGAUACUAUCGGUAUCGCGCCACCACAUAUCGAAGAAUGCGUUCAACUUUGUCGUUUAUUUCGUGAUGGAUAUCGUUGUUGA
Molecule: messenger RNA, 492 nt
Organism: Rotaria sp. Silwood2
Lineage: Eukaryota; Metazoa; Rotifera; Eurotatoria; Philodinida; Philodinidae
Source: the annotation of a GenBank genome assembly